UUGAUGGUUGUGGGUGAAAAGAAACAGCGUGAAAAGAGAUCAACAGCCAAUGACGUCAUCAGUUGGUUUUAAUAAUGUUGUUAUCAGAUAAUGGCAAAAUAUUAGCCUUUUGCGAAAUAGAUCACGACAAGGCAGCAAAGAUUGCCGGGUUAAGGUUAUAAGCAGAAAUCAAUGGCGAUUAUUGCUCUUGCAAAUAUGGUUAGACACAGCAAACAAUAGAGUUGACGAUAGCCAAACAACGAGGUAGGGUUGCAUUCGUAAUUCGAAAACCAACAUUUGCUGAAGCCAUCCUUUGAAGAGCAUAGUAUUCGCCUAUUUGACGAAUACAUUCCAAAGUUUCUGUGUUCCGUAGCCAAUGGCGAUGGUCAUAUUGAACCUGAAACACGACACCAGAAAUCCCAAGUUGCUUGUUCACAACAUCAUUUCUAACGAAGCGAUUUUUGUCAGAGGCAAUUAAAUCGGAGUGUUAAAACAACCCUACACAAAAGCAGGUAUCGCUAAAGGUUAUUGGAUUCAGUUCUGCUGCCUUCAUCGUCGAGAUCCACUGAAGUUAGCCGACCAAGUUAGCUUGACACUUGACCGUCAGUUUUUUAUCUCGCUGGAUCAAUCCGCCAAUGUUCGGAAAGAUUAUUCUAAUAAACUUUAAUACACUAAGGGCAGAGAUUGUGUGAAAAUACGAUGGAUAUUGUGUACAGUUAUUUUCACUGUCAAGGUGUUGCCAAGUGUUGUUGCUUAUUGAGCAUUUGGCUGUAGACUUUAUAACAACUGGCCUACUUUUACCAAAUCAAAGUCGUAUCUGAGGCUACAAUUCAGCCUAAAACCCAUUUUGGUAUUGAACGACGAAGAAAGGAAGAGAAAACAGGUCAAAGAACAGCGUUAACCAGAAGAAAAGUUCGUCAGGUGACUUUUGGUGAAACUUGAAACCUAAAAGGAAUCAUGAACAAAGACCUAAAGGAGAAUUUAAGUCUUACACACUAUCCUGGCCUUGUAUUUUCAGUUUCUGGCUGAAAAAUCAAGUGAAUGAAUGGUCAGGUCGAGAAAUAAGUGUCAAAAUCCUUCUACGUUUCUAGACAAUGUUUCUUGAAAGUCCUUAGUCGUAGUUCGAGAAAAAAUUUGGUCCAUUUUUACGUCGUAGAAUCCAUCAAACUUAGUCAAAAAUUGGAAGUAAAAUUUUGUCGCACGGAGAUUUGUGACCUUUGUGAAGAGGAUAUUGUUGUGUCACAGUUUGUCCAGAUUUUUCCACCAAGAAAAGCAGGUCGAAAUAUUUCACUCCGAAUUGACAUUUGAAAAUAUAAUGACACAUUGGUAAGAGAACAAGGAAAGACUGUUUGUGUGCCAACAAUUUGCUAGGUCACAAACCGCUGGAGACAUUUCUGUUGGGUAUAAGAGCUUGCUACAAAGGGAUGAGGCAUUCCGUGUUCGUGAAUUAGAUCUAGCAAUGGCACUUAUGCAUGCUGUCAAACAAGGACAUGUAAAAGAUGUGAAAGAUCUUGUUAGCAAUGGAGAAAUUUUAACUGUUAAUACAACGGAGAGUGGGACAACCCCGCUGAUAGAAGCAUGCAAAUUUGAUGACCAGGAAAUUGCGAGAAAGAUGGUGAAGCUGUUGUUAAAGCACGGGGCUAAAGUAGGACAUAGGGACAAGAUGGGACGAAAUGCUCUACACUGGGCUUCACUGAAGGGCCACAAACAAAUAAUGAACAUGCUUACAAGCACACAAGCAAGCAUCGACAUUAAAAUCACAGAUGCUAAAGGAAAUUCAAUUUUGUUUUACGCAGUGCAAACGGGAAAUUGCAGUUUUGUGAGGUACAUUUGUAGGCUGUAUAAGUUAAAAUGCGUCAAAGACGGAGGUAAAAACAAAAAUGGGAUUUCUGCAGCCGAACUUGCUUUGCAAUUAGGACAUAAAAAAUGUUCCAUGAUGUGCAGUGAAGUGACGAGAAAGAUCGAUAGAGGGCCUGUUUUAGAGGGCGAUUCUUUUGCAGCAAAAGCUGCCUUUUUCAGUGACCUUAACCAACGAGUGACACUGCCUCCGAUAGCCCAAGGACGCGAUACAAAAUCAUACAAACCAGGUGAAGUUAUCCCAAGAUUGAAGAAAAUGAACAAGGGAAAUCGAGGAUUGCUAGAUGAUCGUAACUUUCAUCCGGAGGUUAGACGAGAAUCCGCUUUCUCAGAUGAAAUAAUCGGAAAGAUUGACUAUAAAUUUGUGCUGAGCGACUUGAACUACAUCCAUGCAGUCGAGAGCACUUCUUCGUACAGACCUGGGGUUGACGAGAGUGAAAGAAUGGAACGGAUCAAGAACGCUGUACAAAAUGUCUCAGUCGUGAGGAACUUUCCGUCAAAUCUUCCUGCAAGCAGUGGCUAUGAAAGUGUUAUGAAUAAGAGCAAACGGACUAGAAACUUAAAGGAUGGAACUUCAAGUAUAAUGAGCAAUCAAGGGAAGUCGAAGAAAGUUGUUAAGAUUAGAGACAGCUACACAAAAUAAGCAUUAUUUCGAACUAGAGGUUAUUAGUUAGCGUAUGUAGUUCAUUAGGUCCAUGUAAUACCCUUUAGGAUCAGAUCAGGUUCAAAAUAACUGACUCGGUGCAGCAAAGGGGUGUAGCGGUAUAAAAAGAACUCGCGAAGAAUUUCUCAGAAAAAUAGCAAAAAGUAGAAGUACCACGUUAAGAGGUUAUCAUUGGGUGCUCAAAGCACGUGAAUUCCCAGACUUUACGCUCCUUGGUUAAGCGGAGCAUAUUGAUUUGGAAGGGAGUCGAAAUGCUUUUUAUAUGAAAGUAAAUUUCAGUGGAUGGUUAGGUGUAUUAUUUAGGGAGAGUGAAACCUCAGGAGCUGAACACCGUCUCUGCAGCCCAAGAUCACCCCUUGUCCCUUUAACAAGCCUGAAGUACAGAAAAUCACCCGCAAAAUACCUGUUUAAGAAGAUAUGGUUGAAAAGUUAAAAGAUUUAUGGUCCCCUCCGCUUGAAAGUUUAUAAGAACCUUUAAUUUUUUUUGGAGGACCCCAGCUUUGAAACCUUAAGUCCAAAUCCAAACAUGUCGGAGGCAUGGCUCCAAUGGUUUAUUUAUUACUUCAUUUGUAUGUGUAAGCCCAAGGCAUAGACAUUUAGAGACGUUUUGUUGUUGUUUUAUAUGUUACGAUUAUUGUAAAAAGUCCUAGUGUGUUUUUAGAUCCCAUUGCUCAUCACAAACUCUUGUCGAAGCCUGGCAGAUGAUAGCAGAGUCCCUGUCAUCAAAAGUUGAUAGUGAUCGUUUCUAGAGACAUGAUUUUUUGCCACAAUCAUUCGUAGAGUAAUAUAUGUUACUUACCAGAAGAUAGGGCGACCGUAAAUCUUCGAUAUAAAUUCUCAAUGCACUUAAAUAAAGCUGUUAUCCCCAAGGCCCCGUAAACGCCAUCUUUGAUACUCGCCAAUAAUGAAUUCUUUCGCAGACGAGAGGCUGGCUUAUUCAAACCUUUGACAAGGGAAGAUAGGCGACACAAGUGGGACCACAGCCGAUGCAAAGAGUAAUGUACGUAGAGAAGGGACAGAAAGGGGGCUCAAUUUUCCCUGUCUUCUCUCCCCAUUGCCUUUGGCUUUGAUGAGCAGGGCUAUCAAAUAGGCUACCUGUGACUUAUAUUAGAUGUAAGCAUUUUGUAAGCAAUGUCUGUUUAACUUAAAUCUGCAAGAUUGUUCAUGUUAAUCAUGUCCCACUAAGAGCAGUUAAACAUUUUUUCUUUGCCCUUCUCAUUCAUAUUGGAUAAUAAUAUUAAAUCCCAUGAUGCUGUUGCAUUAGUAAAAAUGUCUUGGCAAAGACUUGAACAAUUGGUUUUUUUUGUAUAUUACCAUUUUAUUUUUACUGCUGUAUAUUUCAAUCUUAGAUACUGAAAACUG
Rhopilema esculentum is the source of this 3862-nucleotide messenger RNA. RefSeq lists its product as uncharacterized. Lineage: Eukaryota; Metazoa; Cnidaria; Scyphozoa; Rhizostomeae; Rhizostomatidae. Gene Ontology annotation, molecular function: protein binding. The record is from RefSeq and is a predicted model, not a curated record.